Molecule: messenger RNA, 2526 nt
Organism: Bradysia coprophila
Lineage: Eukaryota; Metazoa; Arthropoda; Insecta; Diptera; Sciaridae
Gene: Eaat1
Product: Excitatory amino acid transporter 1
Biological process (GO): L-glutamate transmembrane transport
Cellular component (GO): plasma membrane
Molecular function (GO): glutamate:sodium symporter activity; neutral L-amino acid transmembrane transporter activity; L-glutamate transmembrane transporter activity
Source: RefSeq, a predicted model, not a curated record
AUUUUGAUCGUCGCUCGGAAAGCUUUAUGACAAGUCUGUUGCAAAAAAAAGUCUAUAUAAAGAGACCAAAAUUGUAUGUAAUCGUGUGGCAGUAAAUGAAUACCAGUGGAAUAUACAUGAAAAAAGUGGUGAAAGAAAUAAUGGAACGAUUUAAUCAUUGGAGUGAAUUUGUGCUAAAUCCAUUAGAAAAAUGAUUAAAAUAAUUAGUGACAGUAUUGGAUUAAGUGCUGUAUUUUAAUUGCAACCAUUUUUCAAUAAACUCUUAACAUUUUACGGAUUACCAUAAAGCUGAAGACCAAACAAGCCGCCAACUUUCAUCCAUAUCCAUUCCCUUUUGAAAGAUGCCAGUAAAUUCAAAAUGGAGAUCAUUUUUCAAAGAAAAUCUGUUAACAAUUCUCACGAUUGUGGGUGUAUUUGGUGGCACAUGCAUCGGUCUAAUCAUGAAAGAAUGCACGUCGCCAUGGUCACAACGCGAAAUUAUGUAUAUAUCAUAUCCAGGUGAAUUGUUUUUAAGGAUGCUUAAGUGUCUGAUAGUACCGUUACUCGUAUCAUCUAUAACUAGUGCGAUAGGUUCAUUAGAUCUAAGUAUGUCUGGAAAAAUUGCUACAAGAUCGAUAGUUUAUUACGUAACAACAACAGUUUCGGCUGUCAUUCUUGGCAUUAUCCUAGUGUCGACGGUACGACCUGGAGUUGUGAGCCAAAUAGAUGCAGCGGACGCGGUAAAGUCAUCGAACUCAUCUAAGCCAAUGACGAGACAAGUUCUUACUGCCGACACGUUACUUGAUUUGAUAAGAAAUUUGUUUCCACCCAACAUUAUCGAAGCAACAAUAUACCAAGAUAGAACCAAGCUAGUACCACAUGACCCACCAAACGAUACACUGCCACUGAAUCAGUGGAAAAUUACCCCCGACUCAAGCAAAGGUACAAAUGUAUUGGGUAUCGUUAUGUUCAGUGUCGUCUUUGGCGCUACCAUUGGAAAGAUGCGAGCGAAGGGAAAACCUUUGUUGGAUUUCUUUGUUUCUCUUAGUGAAGCUAUGAUGAUCAUCACUUCUUGGGUAAUCUGGUUAUCGCCAGUGGGUGUGUUCUUCUUGGUUUUGUCGAAAGUACUGGAAAUUGUUAGCUUCACUGAAAUGGUCGGGCAACUCGGAAUGUACUUCAUCACCGUCAUGCUCGGUCUACUUAUCCACGGACUCGGAACGAUACCUUUAUUAUUCUUUUUAGUUGUUAGACGGUUACCGUAUCGAGAUAUUUCAAAAAUGGGACAAGUUUUGGCCACCGCUUUCGGUACAGGAUCAAGUUCAGCAACAAUGCCAAUUACGAUCCAAAGUUUGGACAAUAUGGGACUGGAUCCUCGUGUAACACGAUUUGUGAUUCCGGUAGGUGCAACGAUCAACAUGGAUGGCACGGCACUGUACGAAGCCGUAGCUGCACUAUUCAUAGCGCAAUUGAGAGGAAUUUCGUUAUCAUUUGGACAUAUCGUUGCCGUAAGUGUUACUGCUACUGCGGCUAGUAUCGGUGCUGCUGGAAUACCACAAGCAGGACUUGUGACAAUGGUCAUGGUAUUGGAUACUGUCGGUUUACCAGCUGAAGAUGUGACGAUCAUCAUUGCUGUCGAUUGGCUUUUGGACAGAUUUAGAACUACAAUCAAUGUUAUGUGUGACUCAAUAGGAGCGAUUUUAGUCAACCAUCUAUCGAGAGGAGAUUUGCGAUCAGAUUUCGACAAUGGUGACCCACACGAGCUGCAGGAACUGAAGUCUGGAAGCAAUGAUAAAGAUUAAAUUGAAUGUUUUUUCUGUUGUUGGUUUUUAAUUCAAAUAAGCUUUAUACAUUAUGAAUGCAUUUUCUUUUUGUAAAAAAAAAACAUAUUCUUUAGAGAAGUCCACCGAGAGAGCUUCUUGUAAAUAUAUACUUAAUAGUAUAAGUACAAAAAAUUUAACUACUUCUGAAAGUGUUCAAUGUAAAUUUAAAACAAAAGAAAAAAUUAUACUCAAAAAUUUUGAAGAUGAAAAGAUGAGAAAAUCAAAAAGAGAGAAAAAAAAUAAAAUUAAAAUUAAAUCGAAAUAGACGUUAGACAACAUUUUAAUGUAUAGAACAGAAAUCAUUUAAAAAGAAAUCCAUUGGACAUUUAAAAUUAAAAAUUUAAAGAAAAAAGAAAUGUUAGUCAAUGUCAUACCUAAUAGCUCCGGUCGUUACCCAAAUCUUUUCCAUUAGAAAAUCCACCCAAUAAUUUACUGGAAUUUACAUUGAAAAAUAUUCUUGUUGUAAAACUGAACGUUUCAAUAAUCUAAUGACAAAAAAUCGUCUGAAUUUUACAUACCAAGACUUGGUGACCAUGUAUAACAAAAAAUAUUGCAAAAAUACCUGAACCUUUGAUCGAAAUUGAAUUGAAAUCCUAGAGGGUGUUCGGUAUGACAGCAAAAAUGUGUCCAGUUCGUUAGGAAAAUUGUGAGUAAAUGCUAGUAAAUGUUUCUAAUUAAAUUUAAGCUAAAAAAACAUUAUUUUGAAACAUAAACAUUAUAAAAUGCA